Prunus avium (sweet cherry) is the source of this 3872-nucleotide messenger RNA. The record is from RefSeq and is a predicted model, not a curated record. Lineage: Eukaryota; Viridiplantae; Streptophyta; Magnoliopsida; Rosales; Rosaceae.
AUAUUCAAAGCUUUCCCACCUGAUUUGAUGCAUGUUUCCUCCUUCCUUUGUCCAAUUAUUAAUACUCUUGCUCCACUUGCUGUUCCACACCAAAUAACUCUAUCAACAAACAACUUUCGGCAAGAAUACUCUUUUCCUUUCUCCAAGUGAAUACUCUUUUCCUUUCUCCAAUGGCCGAAGGAGUCCUCUUCAACAUUGCACAAGGGAUCAUUGAAAGGUUAGGCAAUCUUGUUUUCCAAGAGAUUGCGUUGCUUUGGGGUGUCAAAGAUGACCUCCAAAAGCUGAAGGAGAAAGUUGCCCAACUCCAAGCUGUUCUUCUUGAUGCUGAGCAAAAACAAGCCAACAAUAAUGAAGUCAAAGUGUGGCUUGAAAGCGUAGAAGAUGCAGUUUAUGAAGCUGAUGACGUGCUCGAUGAGUUUUAUACUGAAGCUCAAUGGAGACAAAUGGUGCCUGGAAAUAAUAAAGUGUCAAAGCAGGUACGCAUCUUCUUCUCUAGCUCAAACCAGCUUUUUUUUGGGCUGAAAAUCGGUCAUAAGAUAAAAGAUCUUAACAAGAGACUCCAUGAGAUUGCCUCGAAUAGAACAUUUGGUCUAUUAGAAGGGAAUCAUGAAAAUGUAGAAUUUGUAAGAAGAGAGAAGGUCAACCACUCAUCUGUCCAGGAGGAUAAUAUAAUAGGGAGAGAUCAAGAUAAAACAGCAAUUAUUCAACUUUUGAAGGAUUUGGAUCCCAUCUCUACAGAAAAUGUCUCAACUAUUUCCAUAGUUGGAUUUGGAGGAUUGGGAAAAACUGCACUUGGCAAACUUGUCUUCAACGAUAAGGAGGUUCAAGAUCAUUUUGAUCUGAAAAUGUGGAUAUGUGUCUCCAAUAAGUUUGAAUUGAAUGUACUUACUGAGAAAAUCAUUCAAUCUGCAACUAAUGAGGAACCAAAAAACCUUAGGAUGGAUCAAUUGCAAAGGAACCUUAUGGGAAAGAUAGAUGGAAAGAAAUACCUCCUUAUGUUAGACGAUGUGUGGAAUGAAGAUCGUGAAAAAUGGCUUAGCUUGAAAGACUUGUUGAUGGGUGGUGCAAGAGGUAGUAAAAUACUAAUAACUACUCGUAGUAAAAAAGUUGCAAAGAUAACAGAUACAACUAAACCGUAUAACUUAGGGGGUUUAAGUGAUGCGGAGUCUUGGAAUUUGUUCAAGAAAAUGGCAUUCCAAGAUGGAAAAGAGCCAACGAGUUCAACCAUUAAGGCUAUUGGGGAGGAGAUUGCUAGAAAAUGUAAGGGGGUUCCGCUUGCUAUAAGGACCAUAGGAAGUAUGUUGUACUCCGAACAUCAAGAAUCUAAAUGGUUGACAUUCAAGAAUAACAAGCUUUCAACAAUAAGGCAAAAAGAAGAUGAUAUUUUACCAACACUUAGGCUGAGUUAUGAUGUUCUCCCAUCACAUUUGAAACAUUGUUUUGCUUAUUGUAGUUUGUUCCCGCCUGAUUAUGAGAUUCCCGUAGAGAAUUUAAUUAAGCUGUGGGUGGCACAAGGGUUCGUUAAGUCUUCAAAUCCUAAUGAGUGCUUGGAAGAUGUUGGUUAUGAAUAUUAUAACGAACUAGUUUGGAGAUCUUUUUUCCAAGAAGAAGAAAAAGAUGAGUUUGGUAUAAUAAAAAGCUGUAAAAUGCAUGAUCUCAUGAAUGAACUUGCUGUUAAAGUGGCAGGGAAGGGAAGCACAAUAAUAGAUCGCAAUAAGACUGAUUUUGAUGCAAAACGUCUUCUUCAUGUAUCUUUUGAUUUUGAUGUUGAUUCGUCGAAAUGGAAAAUACCAACAUCCUUGCUGGAAUCAAAUAAGCUAAGGACUUUCCUUUUCCUGAGCCAAAACUGGGAGUGGUGGCUGAAGUCAUUCCAUAAGUCAUUUUGUGCUACAAUUGCUUCAAAUUUUAAGUCAUUGCGUAUGUUGAGUUUGAAUGGAUUGAAUAUUACAACAUUACCAAAAUGUCUUAGGAAAAUGAAACAUUUAAGAUAUCUUGAUCUUAAUGAUAACCAAAAAAUGGAGAGACUUCCAAAUUGGAUAGUCAAACUUCAAAAUUUGGAAACACUAGAUCUCUCAGGAUGUGGCUCUCUUAUGGAAUUGCCUAGAGAUAUCAAGAAAUUGAUCAACUUGAGACAUCUCAUUUUGAAAAGAUGUCAUAAAUUGGCUCGGAUUCCUGGUGGAUUGGGUGAAUUGACUCGUCUUCGUACUUUGAGUAGAUUUGUUUUGAGCAAAAGCAAUUCCAAGUUGAGGGACAGUGCAGGGCUCAGUGAGUUGGGGAAGCUGAAGGAUUUAAGAGGAGAGUUGGAGAUCAGAAAUUUGAGGUACAAGAAAGAUAUGGUGUCAGAAUUGAAUUAUGAUGGUGCAGUUUUGAAGGAGAAACGACAUCUCUAUUCGUUGACUUUACAUUGGAUGCUCAUCGAAAGAGAAAAUAGUGCUGCGGUUGAGGAGGAGAGUGAUGUAAUUAUUAACUCAAUGGAAGCGCUGCAGCCCCAUUCAAGUCUAAAACAGUUAACCGUGGAGUACUAUAUGGGUGCGAGGGUUGCGAGUUGGUUUCUCUCUCUCUCAAAUAUUGUUAAUCUCAAAUUGUUUGGCUGUGUUAGAUGCCAACAUCUUCCACCGUUGGAUCAUUUACCUCUUCUUAAGAGUCUAGAGCUUUUAAGUUUAACGAAUUUGGAGUACAUAUCAGCAGAAGACAAGGUUAAGGACUUUGCGAGUGAUGAGAUGAUGAUGAUGUCAGCUGCUUCUCCAUCGCUCAAAUCACUUUCCGAUCUUACAAUUGGACGCUUCCCCAAUCUGACAUUACUACCAGAAGGGAUGGGCAACCUCAAAUCACUUCAGGAGCUUUGGAUAUUCGAUUGCCCUAAUUUGGCAUCACUCCCAGAAGGGUUUCGUUGCCUUGCCUCAUUAAAAAGGUUGACGAUUGACGGUUGCCCCAUCUUAAAGCAAAGAUGCCAGAAAGAAACAGGUGAGGACUGGUCCAAGAUUGCUCACAUCUCAAACAUCCGCAUUGAUGAUUUGUUGAUUGGGUAACAGCAGGUCACCAAGAAAGUGUGAUUAAAAGAAGAAAUUGAUUAGGCAUCCUGGCUUUGAUCAUACAAGUGACUCUCAGUUGUAAUUGUGAUGAAUUUAGUGUAGCGAGAUGGCUGGGUGGAGAGAGUAGUGCUUUGUCAUCUUGGAAUUGAAGAUGUCAGACAGUGCCCGAACGGAUGCUCCGCCUCACCGUUUUAAGCCAGUUCGAAAUUGGAUACUAUUCCUUUAUACAGAGAAGCAAAAACAAAGAGGGCAGAUUUUUCGGGUCCUGUGUGAGAAAUGAAGUUCCCUUGAACGGUGUGCAUGAGGGGAAUUGAAGUUCACUUGAACCCGUAUUCAUGAGCAUAAAUAAAAUACUGAAACGAACAUGACCAAGUGUUCUUUAAGCUUAGAUGGCGUUAUGGCUUAUGAAGAACUAGGAAAAGAAUAAUAGUUACUUCCAUACAUGUGCAGUGGAGAGAAGAAGAAACAGAUGGAGUGAAGAAAGCCAAUAGCCAUCAUUCAAAUGGACCUUGUAAGAGUACUGGAAAAUUGCAAGAGUGCCGAAAGAGUGUGGUUCGAAGUGUGCUCCAGUCUUGUGGGGCACUUCAGCAGUUGAGAGAGCUUCAGUAUCCCAAGUGUGGUAUCUUGUGCUUCUUAUUCAAUUACUGAAAAACCCUAGCAACCUCGUGGACGUAGCUCAAUUAUGAGUGAACCACGUAAAACUGUGGUGUUUGAUUUGUGUGUGAAUGUUUGUUUGUUUGUCCUUCAUUUAUCAAAUCUAAAUCAUUUAAUCACCCGGAUGGCUCACAAUCACCCAGCUGGAGGGACUGUGUUAGUUGUAUUAAGCAGUGCUUACAAAUU